AACACCUGAGAUCCUCAGAAUGCUAUGAAUAUCCUGUGAGGGUGGAAAGCUGUAAAGCAUGCUCAUCACACAGUGGGUCGACAUGUCUGACAGAGUCUUUACUCUUCUCAUCCUUUCUCUGGCACUUCAAAAUGUAUGUACUGGAUUUGAGGUGUGGACAUUAUUGCAGAACAAUUUCAAUGAUAGCAAUUCAGUCAAUAUCAUAUGCCAACAUAAUGUAAGGGAAGACUGGACUAUAAAGGCUGAUGUGUUCAUUAACGGCCAGAAGGUGUGCGUCAACGACAAAAACAACACAGUAUGUGAAGGGAUAAAACAAGGAAACCAGUUCAAUUUCACACUGAGGAUGACUGCUGAGCAAAAAGGACUUCCGUGUCAUUGCAGGGUUUAUAGAAGUGCCCCACUCCCCAUCCAGCUGAGAGAGGGAGAAAAAAUUAGGUUGGUCCCAGGAUGUUCCCCACUGAUACCUACUAACCACCAAACAAACAAGGACGUGGAAAUGGGCAAUGAUUACAGUCAAUCUGCUGUAACUGGACGUCUCAUCUGGCUUCUGCUUGGAACUGCACUUCUGCUGUGUUUCUACAGUCUGAUUAUAACGGUUGUUUAUAUCAAACUAAGGAUCAGGAUUUCUAAAGAACUUCAAAUAACCUAUGUUCCAAUGCAGAAAAAGUGUGUUAGACCCAAGAAGAAAGGGAAAGAACACAUAUCAGACAAGAAUGCUGAAUACAUGUACAUGCGUGAGGUGCAUCAACAAGUACAACCCAUCCGAGACGUUAACCACAACUCUCGCCUGAAUCCUGUGGGCUCUACCGUCUGAUCCGUCCAAUGACUUGGAUUUUAAUAACAUAGAAAUGAAGCUGUAGUCAACAUAGUAUUCAAAUGAAUAAGGAAAAGAACAGCACAGUGUAAUCCAUAUGUUUAAGACUUUGCCGCACUAUUUGUAUAGCAGUAAAGGCAAAUGUUAAAUCCAUCAAAUAAUUAAUGAGAAGCUCAAUUAAAUAUUGAAUCAUCUUUAUGCUAGCCAAAUAGCCAUUUUUAAAACAUGUUCUUUCUGUACCCUAUGCUUGUACCUUCACUAUCUUGAUUCUAGGCUGAUAUUGUUUAUACUACAAAUGCUAUAUAUUAUAUUUGGACAUUUCUCAUAGACAUAUAAAAAGCAUUGAGAGUGUCACUGUAAUGACUGUAGAUUUAAAUCCCUAAUGAGCCAGGAAAUUUGAGAGGAACCAUACUGAUAUAGGAACCCAGAGAAAUCAUUACUCUUUUACAAGUAUAUACUAUUAAGUCAAACAGUACCCAGUGUUAUGGAAGGAUGUUCAGCAUGAGCUUUUUCUCUCAGAACAGUUUCUAUAAUCACAACAGCUGUUGAUAUCUAUUCUGUUUUUAAAAGACAAGAUGUAGUUAAUCGCAUCAAUAAUUUGACUGAAUUAUUCAGUUUAAUGUGGCCAAAAGUAGCAUAAAUGAAUGUAUGCUGUGCAAUAACUGUAGCAAUGAAUGCAUUUAUCUGUUAUUAUGUUGGCUUGUUAAUCUUUCAAAGUGCUAUAUUUAACUAAUGUAUACUAUAUGGACACCUGACCACCACAAAUACAGUAUAAAAAACUGUUCCAAGAUGUAAAUGUUCCUGUGCUCAAAGUGAGGUCCUGAAAGACAUGGUUUGCCAAGUUUGGUGUGGAAGAACAUCUGUGGAAUGGAAUCCAGAUCCUCAACCCAACUGAAUACCUUCAGGAUGAACUGGAACAUUGAUUCCCCCUGGCCUUCUUUCCUAACAUCAGCACAUGACCUCACUAAUGCUCUUUUGGAUGAAUGGAUAUGAAUCCCCACGUGUCAGGAUCUAGAAGAAAGCCUUCCAAGUAGAGUGAAACUUCUUACAACAGCAAAGCAGACUAAACGUAUUAGGGAAUGUUCCUCAAGUGCAUAGACGCAUGGCGGUCAGGGGUCCACAAAUGGUAUAGCUGAAGUAGUUGGCAUCUCUGUAAUUAAAUUCAAGUGUUUCUUCUUUACAA
This is a messenger RNA of Tachysurus fulvidraco (yellow catfish), 1997 nucleotides long. RefSeq lists its product as uncharacterized. Bases 59 to 814 code for a protein of 251 amino acids. The record is from RefSeq and is a predicted model, not a curated record. The transcript is spliced from 7 exons. Lineage: Eukaryota; Metazoa; Chordata; Actinopteri; Siluriformes; Bagridae.